AGUGGAAUCUGUACGUGUGAUUCAUACCCUUAACCUGCUUGAUAAGUAGCCGUCCACUCUUCUGCAGCCCGUCUAUACUGGGGCAUGAAACACCGCAUUCUAGUUUGUAAAUAUCAAUACCUGCAUUGUUUACAACUGGGACUAGGACAGAUUUGACAGAUAAAGCAUUAAUGUUUAGUUUCACACAAAGAGAGGAGAAAGGCAUCAGCAUAACUAGACCAUCAUGGCAUAUGCCGCAGGUGAUCAGCCCUAAUACUAACAUUAUUUUUAGAAUCACUGGAAUACACACUGCAAGAUAAUAUUAUUAUUUGCUAUUUUAGUACUGUAAUCUGACACGGUCAUUACCACUAUCCCUAAAUUCGGAUGUGCUUAAAUGGUUAAGCUACACUUACACUGACCUCUUGAUAGUAGGUACGCCCUCCUGUAAUGCAAUGUAGGGCGUUCUAGCAUUUGUGGACAAACUAAGGAAAUGGUCAAAUGACUCGAAUAACCCUAAUUAAUGCCUGUUCGGUUGAUUAAUUCCUCAAUUUCGGCCAGUUGUUGGGUACCCGCACCAAAACCAAAUGAGCUUUGCAUGCCUUUUAUUGUUCCCUCAGCCCACUGGGAAUCAUUUGUUUACAAAAUUAACACCUUCCGCUGGAUUUUUUUAUAUUUGGGUAUAAAUUUUGAACCCUCUAAUUCCUUACAUUUCAAGACGGAGGGGGUGAUUCAUCAGUAUGUUCCCACAACCAUCUACUGUAAUACUUUAUAUUCACACUUGUAGCCAUAGCUUCUUAUGUUAUGGUGCUUUCCUUGUUACAUUUUCAACAAAUAAUUUUAGGACUGAAACAGUAUUAUACUCAUUUGAUUCCCAUAUGACCAACCUAAACACUUUAUCUUAGCCUGUACUGUAAACCUUAUUAGCUUAUAUAAAUGCUGUUGUGGAUUGUUCAGAUAUGUUUUGCUUAGCUAUUUCAAAAAGAUUAUUGACUUUGUGUAGUAGCUAGCCAGUAUCUCAAUUACCAAAGUGCAGUAGCAUUGGAAUUAUAGCUACCCACUGUCCCAAGCACAUUGGAAGAAUCAAACACUUCAACUCCCAGAUGGCCAGAUUGUAGGUUGUCGGAACUAGAAUACAGUGCCAAGGUCUGUGUCCUCAUAAUAAUAUAAGAAAAAAAGCUAACACACAGCACCAUUACCAGUGGUCAUCUUGGCCUCCAACCUGGAAGAAGGAACCGUACCGGGCCUAUCUGUAUUUCUUGGUGGUGAGUACCCAAGGAUGACAUUGAUGAUAAGCUCUUGCAUCAAUACUCUGAUCACCCUGGAGGCCUGGACUUCUCCAGGAACAGCAGGUCUUUGCCUAAAUUCUCUCCUCCUUCCUUGGAUGACAACAGCAGCACAAUCAACAAGGGGAACACAGAAGGGAGUGAGGAUUUGUUGCAGGGUGCUAGCGGUGAUCCUAGCACAGUCAACUUGGUCUUUCUCCAAGGGUGUUGGUGCGGUGGGAAAAAUUCUUGGUGACGUGGGAAAAUUCUUGAAGGGCAUGGAAGAGGCUAGUGAGUUCUUGCCUUAGGGAGCAGGGACAACAGCUUCAAAAAGGAUGAUCACACAUAUUUGUUCAGUAAAGCUUCAUACCAGCUUACACACCUUAUUUAAAUAUGUUUUGCAUUGAACAACAGAAUAUAUUCUUGCUUUCACAGCUUCGAUAGGUAAAAUAAAAUAGGAUAUCUUUGUUAAUUCGUGCAGUAUCUAUCCAAAAUUACAACAUUGGGAUCAUCGAACACCUGCACUCCUAAUACCCACAGGUUGAUGAAAACAUCUAGAGCACCACCAAACCCAUCUGCAAUGUCUAACCUCCUCAUGAUGAUAUAUUAACCAUAAGCUCCUAAGCACCACAGCACUCUCACCUCUAUCACCAUGGCUGCCACCCCUGAGGAAUUCUUUGCUGAAGGUCUCAUGGAGCCUUCACCGCCGUCCCCGUCUGUCUUCCUCGACCUUACCCCGAUAUCUGAUCCCAAUACUGCCGAUAAGGGCCAGCUCUCCCAUGAUGACCUGGUGCUCCCUUACAUCUCACGCAUGCUCAUGGAGGACGACAUCGAUGAUAAGCUCUUGUGCCAAUACUCUGAUCACCCUGCACUGCUCCAGGCGCAGCAGCCCUUCAACCAGAUCCUCUCCUCCCCUUCCACCGGUACCAACAAGGAUGACGCAGCCAACAAGGACACCAUGGAUCAAGGCAAUGAUUUGUUGCUGGUUAGUAGUGGUGAUGAAAGCACUCUCAGCUUUGGCUUACCCAACAGUGAGUAUGUGGUGGGGGAGUUCUUGAAGGGCAUGGAAGUUGCUGACAGGUUGUUGCCAAGAGACAACAGUUUUGUAAAGGACCAUCAAAUGAGUCAAAUAUUCAUCAGAAGCAAACGUAAGCAUAUGGAGGAGGAGUUAGGCAGGACCAGCAAGAUUUUGAUGAUGACGGAGGUGCCAGAAGAGACUGGCAUCCGUGAGGUGCUUGACAAUAUGAUGAUGCAUGGAAAUGACACAUUGAUCAGGGACAUGGAGAAGUUGCGUAUCGCCAUGGACAAUAAGGAGGAGAAGAAGAGCAGAAAGGGUUGUAGCAAGGUUAUGACUACGGGGGAUAUGGUCGACCUAAGUACUUUGUUGAUCUGUUGUGCGCAGGCAGUGGACACAAACAAUUAUUUGGUAGCGGGUGAGUUGCUGAAUCAGAUCAAACAGCACGCUUCAACAACAGGGGAUGCCACACAACGGCUAGCUCAAUGUUUCUCCAAGGGGCUGGAGGCACGGUUGAUGGGGACGGGAAGGCAGCUUUGGAAGUUGCUCAUGGCAGAGCGUCUUUCGGCCAUGGAGUUCCUCAAGGCUUACAACCUUUACAUGUCAGCCUGCUACUUCAACAAGGUGGCAUACAUUUUUUCCUCACUGAGCAUUGCGGGAGUCAUGAAGGGAAAGAGCAGGUUGCACAUUGUAGACUAUGGUAUCCAUUGCGCAUUCCAGUGGGUAGGUUUGGUCCGCUGGCUGGCAAAGAGGGAAGAUGGACCGCCGCCAGAGAUGAAGAUCACUGUCAUGUGCUGUUCCCAGCCUAGUUAUUUUCCGGUUCAGUGGAUUGAGGAGCAAUGGUACCGGCUCAGCAAGUAUGCUAGUGAGCUUGGUUUGACAUUCGUGUUUGAAGUCGUCACAACAGAGUGGGGCAAAGUUUGCAUCGAUGACUUGAACUUAGAUGCAGAUGAGGUGGUUGUCGUGAGUGACCUCUUUAAUUUCAGCACCUUAAAGGAUGAGAGCAUAUACUUUGAUAGCCCAAACCCUAGGGAUACUGUCCUCAGUACUAUCAAGAAAAUGAGGCCAAAUAUUUUUAUCCAGAGCAUUUUGAAUUGCUCACAGGGAUCCUGCUUCUUGUCACGGUUCCGGGAGAUGCUGUUCUAUUACUCGGCACUGUUUGACAUGUUGGAUGUAAUUGUCCCACGGGAGAGUGAAACACGAUCGGUGCUGGAGCAGGACUUGUUCGGGAGUUGUGUACUGAAUGGCAUCGCCUGUGAGGGUGUUGACCUUGUGCAAUGCCCUGAGAAGUAUAAGCAGUGGCAAUCGAGAAACCAACGGGCAGGCCUGAGGCAGCUACCACUGAGAUCCGUUGUCGUGAAGGUACUGAAGGACAAGGUCAAGAAGCACCACCACAAGGAUUUUUUGCUCAGUGAGGAAGGCCAGUGGCUGCUGCAAGGAUGGAAGGGGCGUGCCCUCUUUGCUCACUCAACAUGGGUAGUAGAAGAUGGAUCUUCUAAAUGAAGCUUUAGUUUCUUGCUUCUUAGCGAUAACAUAAACUUCUGCAUCUCCUUGAGAAGCACCUGGCCGUGUCUACCGUUUGUCGAACUGUUUAGUCAUUCAGUGCUGGUGCAGUGCACGGCUGCUGAAAUGCAUUUUAUGUAUGUCCUAGUUAUUUCCUGUGUCUUGAUCAAGUAGCCGAGGAGGAAGACAGAUUGUUCAAUUCAGCAGUAUAUCUUGUUCUGUGAUUACUUUUUUCAGCGACCAAUUGCUCAAGUACAUGUUAGAAUGUGCAGUAUUGGCAUUGAACUCAGAAGAAGAAAGGUAUUCGGCACUGAUUCUUGCAUGUUGGUGCUAUUGUCAGAUAAGUAGCUUCACAUGUAAGUUUAGGGACAACUUCUUUUGCAGAAGUUAGUAAAAUUUACUGUGUGCAUGUGUUGAGUUGAGUCUCAGUAAGCUAAAGACCCUUUCCAAGGGUAAAUUUACUAGUGCUACUGUAUCAGAAGUUUGAUGAAUUAGGCAGCAUUGUUGUAUCUGCUAUUCAGUAUUGAUGUGCACAUAUUUGUUUCUUGAAAAACAUUUUCCAGGCAACAUGCAGGAGCGGCAUAUUUCUUGCCUGAAACUUUGUUUUCCCUUCCCCCUGACCCUGUUUCUGAUGUUGGAUUCAUCGAGCACAUGAUGGUAAAGUCAAAUGCCUCUAGCAGUUCAUGUCUAUAAUGACCCUCAGCUCAUCGUCAUCUCCACACAAGCAAUGGCGGUCACACUCACAGCAGAGGAGUGAGAGCUCCAGCUGGGCCUCAUGGAGCACAACUACCCGUCCUCCUGUUAGAUGAGCCUAGCGUCUGUUAGAGUUAGUUAGAUUUGCAUGUAAUCUUUCUGUUAGUCAUGCGCAUGAGGACCGGCUUGUGGUUGCCAUGCGCAUCGUGCCCGCGAGAAUAGCUCGCGCUAGACUCGGACAACCGGAGGUGGGCGCACAUCAUGGACGUGGGGAUGGACGCGUCGUUAGCGCGGUGUGCGGAUCGCCACCGGAGUCCUUUGCUUUGUGUUCAAUAAAAGGAGAAGAACAAACCA
Messenger RNA from Panicum virgatum (switchgrass), 4806 nucleotides. Its product is annotated as scarecrow-like protein 9. NCBI's taxonomy places the organism in Eukaryota, Viridiplantae, Streptophyta, Magnoliopsida, Poales, Poaceae. Gene Ontology annotation, biological process: regulation of DNA-templated transcription. Gene Ontology annotation, molecular function: sequence-specific DNA binding; DNA-binding transcription factor activity. The coding region runs from base 1894 to 3759 and encodes 621 amino acids. The record is from RefSeq and is a predicted model, not a curated record. Gene Ontology annotation, cellular component: nucleus. The transcript is spliced from 2 exons.